AUGGACCAAGCAGAUAUCCCGGCGCUGCUGGCGCGCCUUGCCAGCGACGAGGAUGCCGCACGAAAGAUGGCAGUUUUCAAGUUGCAAUCCUCCAUCAACGACCCGGCGUUUGCAGAUGUCUUCAUAUCGUCCGGCGGCCUGGUGAUACUGCGCCGACUGAUAAUGGGUACAGGAGGAAAUACGCUGGCAUACUCGCUCCAGAGCUUGACGAGGCUUCUCGAGGUGGACAUGGGCUGGGACAUAUUCGAAGGCCCGACGGCUGGUGAUUUGGUGGAGCGCAUUGUCGAGUUGAUCGUAACGAACCCGCUGGUCAACAUUCUGCGAGGCGCCAUGUCCAUCUUAGUUGCCCUCGUCAGCCACUCCCAAUCUAGCCCUCCUGGCCAGAACCGAAUUCCUGGGACCUUUGGCUUCCGAGCCCUGAAGCCGGCCGUCGCCGUGUACCCCCAAUUCUUCGAUCUGGUGAUACAACAGCUGCAAUCUGCAGAUCAUGCAUUGUGCGCCAACUCUUUGAUGCUGAUAAAUGCCUUGAUCAGAGACGCUGUAUCGAACGAAGGAGCCCAAAGCACCAAUGGUAAGGCCAGUGGUUCCGAAGAGUGGCCCAAGUUCAUCAAGCGCCUUCAAGAUCUGGGCUUGAUAAAAGCAGUCUUUAGCCUGAUGCAGAGCUCCGCGCUGCAGGACCUUGCGUAUCCUCUGCUUGAAUUUCAAAAUCUUACCAAGUUAUUGCUGAGGAAAUGGAGAGAGGUUCGCGUGGAUCUGGAACGCCCUGAACAUCGAAGAGCUCUCAAGGCGCUACACUUGGCGAGCGCUCCAAACAGAGACCACAUGAAUGGGACGGCAAAAACAGAAGAUGAGGCUGGCCAGAAGUCCAGCAAGAAACACAACCCGGAGAAAUGGCGGAGACUUGGAUUUGAGACCGAGAGUCCAGCUACGGAAUUCCAAGAAGCAGGUUUUCUGGGCAUGAUGGACCUUACAGACUAUGUCAAGAAGAACGAAGAUGGCUUUCAGAAGCUGCUUCUGGAACAGUCCGUCAAGCCGCUAUCAGAGCGUUGCCCGGUUGCACGAGCAAGUCUCGCGAUCACCUUGAUUCUCUACGAACAGUUUGAGAGCGAUAAGAACGAGAUGGAGGACCUCAGGGGCUAUCAACUUUCAGAUGCUAAGCAGCAGGACAAGCUCUACAGACCGCUCUUGUUGCAGUGGUCAAGACUUCAUACAGCAGGACUGGCAGCCUUCUUCCGACUCUGGAAAGCUACCGGCGCGGAGCAGAACGAUUUUGACAAGGUAGCCCAACUGGUGCGCAUCUUGGUGGACCAAGUGAUUGGUCGAGCCAAACGUACAAAGGAAGUGGUUGAGGUUGAAGAAGAACUACUCGAGUUUGAUUGCGGACGCUUGCGCGAGCUUCAGAUGGAGUUACUGGACUUGUCCUUUGAGGACAACUGGGGCCAGCAUCUGUAUCAAGUGAGGGAGGAUUUGCGCAACGAGUCACUUUCUUUCGUCAAGGAACAGCGAAUCCGGUGCCUGUUGGCAGGAGCCUGGUUCUCGAAACCCGCGCCACAGAACAAUGGAGGAAGUGUCUCACAAGGCCAACGACAUGCCAAUGGCACAUUUUGGCGCUACGCCAAGCUCUCACACAAUCGUCGAUUUCUUCACUAUGCCGAUUUUGCAUUGAAGACGGCCCACGAUCCAACAUUGGACUCACUGAAUGAAACGGUUGAUCUUGUCAAGGUCAGCUCCGUGGUAUCGAAUGUUUCUGUCACUAGUGAGGAUAACGACUCUAGCCAUCCUGGAGCCGGGGCACUGGCCAACUCGGGUUCGAAACCGACCACCAAGAUCACCAUCUUUAGUUUUACUAGCCCUGAAGAAGCGACGCGACCUGGUGGUGAUGGCAAAGAGCAGCCUGUGCUGACCCUAUACCCUCUUAACCAUAGUGUGGCAUCAGAGUGGCUAGACGGGCUGUUGAUGCUACUCGAUCAAAAGCCAAUCACGGCCGAAACCAAUAAGCUGGCAACGCUGGUGGAAGAUUAUGGCUUAAAGAUUAGGCUGCUGAAUGUGCGCAUGGAAGCAGCAUACCAAGGCCCACCUCCAGGAGCAGGAGUAGUGCCAAGCCGUGAAGGACUGGAUGAUGAUUACUGGUACGAGGUCUAA
Pestalotiopsis fici W106-1 is the source of this 2142-nucleotide messenger RNA. RefSeq lists its product as uncharacterized. Gene Ontology annotation, cellular component: plasma membrane. The transcript has a single exon. Lineage: Eukaryota; Fungi; Ascomycota; Sordariomycetes; Amphisphaeriales; Sporocadaceae. Gene Ontology annotation, biological process: actin filament organization; cell motility. The record is from RefSeq and is a predicted model, not a curated record. Bases 1 to 2142 code for a protein of 713 amino acids.